Liolophura sinensis is the source of this 2239-nucleotide messenger RNA. RefSeq lists its product as uncharacterized. Bases 74 to 1027 code for a protein of 317 amino acids. The record is from RefSeq and is a predicted model, not a curated record. The transcript is spliced from 5 exons. Lineage: Eukaryota; Metazoa; Mollusca; Polyplacophora; Chitonida; Chitonidae.
UGUGUUACCAUUUCCAUGACAUGAGAACUGCAGACAUUUCAUUAUAUGGCAUAGUUAAGGUGGAAAGUUCUACAUGACACCAUCCUGGUUGGGAUCAAUGUCUCCUAGACCUGAGCACAUCCUCGGUGAGCGUCGAUUCUCCAGUCAGUCUCGAAGCUCCCAUGUGGGAGUAGACAGCGCCAUGGUGGUCACUCCAGUCCAGCAGAGACCACGCACCUCAGCCGUCAGGAAGAGACACAACUCUCUCCGACAGAUCUACGGUGCCCGGUGCGAGAUAACUCUGCUGGGAGAAGAAAGCUAUUACUCAUACACAACUCGUUCCAUAACUUCACCACGAUUCUUCUUGGGUUCAACCAACACAUCUUCUGGUCCGUAUUCUACUGACAUCCUAUAUGGGGGUGACAUAGAUAAGGGUGGCCAGGACCUCCGCCUGGGGCAUUCCAGUGUUGUGGACGGCGACAGAGUGAAAGAUGGUAAAAGAGACAGGGCAGAGUUCAGGGAGCAGAGGAAGAGCCUGUAUUCUAGAGAUUCUCUCUCAUCAUCCUUUGAAAAAGUGAGUUUGGAUAAGGAUGACCGGCCUAACCCCACCAUAUCCAGCCUGGCCAAAAUUAACCAGUUUAAACCUAAUGGUCUCAGGAAUAACCUAGUCUCCAAAGGGAGAGGUGGCCAGGAUGAGCUAGUUGCCAUGGGAACCCUCUGGAGCCCAAACGUCCAUCCCAAACCCUUGCGAACCUUGUCAGUGUGCACAAAUGGCAAUAGCACAACGUCAACCGCACCACGACGAGUCUCGUCAGUAUCUGUUCCCACUGGGGUGUACAGGCAAACACUUAAUGCGCCCAGUCAUCAGGUGGCCAGCAAAUCCUCUGCAAAUGGUCAGGAUCAAAAGUAUGGAGACCCGUUUGUAGGAGCACCUCCUCAGUACCAGCAGAGGCUGGCAGAGUUAUCCACACUAGAGGCUGACACAGUCAGAUAUGAAAGGACUCGAAAGUUAAAGAAAAAACAGCCUAAGCAGGACAGAGAUUCUUGAUUAUAGCUUAUUUGUACAGUGUAAGUUUGAAAUGUUAACUGUGCCAAUUACCAGUAUUCUGUGGACCAAUGUAAGAUGUUGGUGUAAGGAGAUGAACACGCAAUAGUUCGGAUGUGGAGGUGGAAAUAAGAGAAAUGAAGUGCUGUGUUCAGGUGGAAGGCUGUUUAAGGUGCUGAUGCAGAAAUUCUUUCCAUCAGAAAAAGGGAGAUGUUCCCCACCUCCUCCCAACCCUGCUCAACACAGAGUGAAGAAGAAGUUUGCAGUAAGUGCUAAACUGAAGGACAUGGCAUGUUUUGUUUUGUGAACCAGCAGAAGGGCUUUAAACACUACACUGAAACAACGAUAAUAGGGAUACAGAAGUUGUGACCAAGGUUGUCAAAUUCUGUAUACAGUGACUCUGCUGGCAUGGGAGUUACCAGUCAAAAAAAAGGAAAUCUUCCAAUGUUUUGAUGUGAGGCAAGAUAUUUGACUUGGGGAAUUCAAGUUUUUGGCAAAUUUUGAAGUCUGUGGCUGUAAGGUGUUACUGAACUCACUUAUUACAAGCAGAGCUAGUCUAUUUGUUCAAUAUGGUUGUUGAAAUUAAACACUUCCUAAGCUAAACACCUUUAAUAGACACCCUUGUGUUAUAGAACAUAGCUUUCAUCAAACAAAAUGUUCUUGAAAGCUUGAAAGAAAUAUGCUUGUCUUGUCAUUGAAUGAAAGGAAAUGAGAACAAGUUUGCACGUGUUAAAGAAGGUGACAAGCAGUGCAAUCUCUCUCUCUAUCAUCAUCCCAGCACCCCCUUCCCCCUAGAAUCUAACUUCACCAUGCUGUGGUGGGGGCAAGCUUAAACAAGACGUGGUAACAGGUGCCAUUACAGAGAAAUAACAGGGGCCUGAAAGUAUUACAGCUGUUUUGGGACUAAUUUGAAGGAUCAAAAAGAGCCAGCACAGGAGAACUCUGCUAUCAUGGUUGUGAUUUACCUUAAGAGACUUUCUGCAGGAGAAACGUGUUCACCUCUACUGUGUACAGCUAAACCAUGAGGUACAUGAGUCUACACCGUCACUGUACAGUGACAGAGAGUUAUUGCUUGUACAGCAUGUCAAACUGAUGCUGAAGAAUUUGCAUUUCUACAAGGGGGUCAAUGUUGCCAUGAGAUAACUGCAAUGUACACAUGAUCUGCGCAUACUUACACGUACAUGUGGUAUCAGUGAUGCUUGACUGAAAUUGUUC